This is a messenger RNA of Camellia sinensis, 642 nucleotides long. The record is from RefSeq and is a predicted model, not a curated record. NCBI's taxonomy places the organism in Eukaryota, Viridiplantae, Streptophyta, Magnoliopsida, Ericales, Theaceae.
AUGUUACAUGCAAAUCAGUCAAAAGGGAGAGCUGUAGUGGAAUUUCUGGCGAAUCACCCAAUAGAAGGAGAUGAUGAAGCAGUGGAGUAUCUAUUCCCAGAUGAAGACAUCCUGCAGAUAGAAGAGGAACCAUGGACAAUGUACUUUGACAGAGCGUCUAAUCAGUAUGGCUAUGAGAUCGGUGUGUUGCUCAUAGCACCUGAUGAUUCACACAUACCUCUAGCCUUCAAACUCCGGUUUAAAGUAUCCAACAAUGAAAUAGAAUAUGAUGCGUCUAACAGAGAUUGGCGGGUUAAGGAAGAGAAAAUGAAGGUUUAUCAUCAGGCCCUGGAUAUGUUAAUUCCAAGGUUUGAGAAAUUGACAUUCACGCAUUUGCUCAGAGAGAACAACCGAUUUGCUGAUGCGUUGGCAACUUUAUCCUCCAUGGUGGACAUUUCACUUGGAGUGAAGAUGCGCUCGAUCAUCAUUGAACAGAAGUAUACGCCGGCAUAUGAGACCAUCGCCGUGAUAGAUGAGGUUCAAGACACAAACCCUUGGUAUUAUGACAUCUGGAAUUUCCUGGACAAAGAGGCGUACCCACCAGGGGCAAAUGCGAAGGACAAAAGGGGAAUACGGCGUCUGGCCAUCCAAUUCAUCAUCUGA